Messenger RNA from Anopheles arabiensis, 2228 nucleotides. RefSeq names its product hexamerin-1.1-like. Lineage: Eukaryota; Metazoa; Arthropoda; Insecta; Diptera; Culicidae. The transcript has a single exon. The record is from RefSeq and is a predicted model, not a curated record. The coding region runs from base 11 to 2149 and encodes 712 amino acids.
UUCAGCCGACAUGAAGGGGCUCACUGUGGUAGCACUGCUCAGCCUGGCGGCCCUAGCCGCUGGGUACGUGGUCGUGCCGGAAGGCAAGGUAACCUACGCGGACAAAGAUUUCCUGGUGAAGCAGAAGCAGAUGCUGGAGGUGUUCCAGCACGUGCACCAGCACGAGGUGCACACCGAGCUGUGGGAAGUGUCGAAGGCGUACGACAUCGAGCAGCACUACGACCAGUACAGCAAUGUGGAGGCGGUGAAAGAGUUCGUGACGCUGUACAAGCACGGCCUGCUGCCGUUCGACGAGAUCUUCUCCGUGUUCGACGAUCAUCAUCGCGAGCAGGCGAUCGCCCUGUUCCAUCUGUUCUACUACGCGAAGGAUUGGGAGACGUUCUACAAGUCGGUCGUUUGGGCCCGCUUCCACGUGAACGAGGGCAUGUUUGUGUACGCGGUCACCGUGGCGGUGCUGCACCGUAAGGAUCUGGCCGGUCUGGAGCUGCCGGCACCGUACGAGAUCUACCCGUACUACUUCUUCAACACGGAGGUGGUCCAGAAGGCGGCCCAGUACAAGAUGCAGGGCUUCCCCGGGGUGAAGAAGGUGGACGACGUGUACACGGUCGUCAUCCCGACCAACUACACCGGCUGGUACGUGCACACGAACGUCGCCCAGAAGGUGUCGUACUUCACGGAGGACAUUGGCCUGAACACGUACUACUACUACUUCCACGCCGACUACCCGUUCUGGAUGGGCGGCAAGGAGUACGGACUGUACAAGGAUCGCCGUGGUGAGCUGUAUCUGUUCAAGCACCAGCAGCUGCUCGCCCGCUACUACCUGGAGCGGCUGUCGAACGAUCUCGGCACGAUUCCGGAGUUUUCGUGGUUCAAGCCGAUCGUCACCGGGUACUACCCGAACAUGCACUACUACAACGGUGUUAGCUUCCCGUCCCGCGACAACUACUACGAGGUGUACACGCCGGAGCACUACGAAGACGUGGAGGAGGUGGUGGAGUACGAGCACCGCAUCCGCGAGGCCAUCGAUCUGGGCUACAUUGUGCUGCCCGACGGACGCCACGUCGAUCUGACCAAGCCCGAGUCGGUCGAGUACCUGGGCAACCUGAUCCAGUCCAACCCGGACAGUGUGAACAGCCGGUUCUACAAGUACGUCGGAUGGUUCGCGCGCAUCCUGCUGGGCGGAUCGAUCGAGCACUUCGAAAACCACAAGGUGCUGCCGGGUGUGCUCGAGCACUACGAGACGUCCCUGCGCGACCCGAUGUUCUACCAGCUGUACAAGCGCAUCAUCCAGUGGUACUGGGAGUUCAAGGACCAUCUGCAGCCGUACACGAAGGAGGAGCUGACCUUCGGCGAGCUGAAGUUCGAGACGGUCAAGGUCGACAAGCUGGUGACGUACUUCGACCGCUCCGAUGCGGACAUCACGAACGCGGUCGACGUGGAGGUGUUCGACGAGAGCUCGAUGAAGGCGGGCGAGAUGAAGAAGUUCGGCAAGAUCGCCCACUACCAGGGCGAGGACUUUGUGAUCAAGGCGCGCCAGUGGCGCCUGAACCAUAUGCCGUUCACCGUGGAGUACAGCGUGGUCGCGGAGAAGCCGGUCAAGGGUGUGGUGCGCAUGUACCUCGGCCCGAAGUACGACCAGUACGGGCACGCGUACGGUGUGAACGAGAACCGCGAGAACUUUGUGCUGCUCGACACGUUCGAGUGGGAGUUCAAGCAGGGCCAGAAUGUGUUUGUCCGCGAGUCGACCCAGUUCCCGCUGUACGUGCAGGACCGCACGCCGUACUUCGAGCUGUACAAGUGGGUGAUGGACGCGUACAACGGUAAGCGCCAGUUCCCGCUCGACAUGACCGAGGCGCACUGCGGCUUCCCGUCCCGCCUGAUGCUGCCCAAGGGCAAGAAGGGCGGCAUGCCGUUCCAGCUGUACUUCAUCGUGUCGCCGUACCAUGCGCCGGCCGUGCCGCAGCACGAGGGCUACGAUUACACGCUCAACUGUGGCGUCGCUUCCGGUGCGCGCUACAUCGAUUCGCUGCCGUUCGGCUAUCCGUUCGAUCGCCCGAUCGACGAGAAGGUUUGGUUCACGCCGAACAUGUACUACCUCGAUACGAUGAUCUUCCACAAGAAGGAGGCGGAAAUCAAUGCCGUUCACUAAGGUGAUUGCGGAAGACAUCGGAAGGGAUUUGGUUUACGCAAAUGAAUGGAAGAAAUAAAACUAGCGAUAGAAUGAAUUA